Molecule: messenger RNA, 357 nt
Organism: Lachancea fermentati
Lineage: Eukaryota; Fungi; Ascomycota; Saccharomycetes; Saccharomycetales; Saccharomycetaceae
Source: the annotation of a GenBank genome assembly
AUGUCCGACAAGCGGAACCUGAUUGCGGUGAUUGGUGAUGAAGACACUACAACUGGUCUUCUACUAGCAGGUGUAGGUCAGAUAACACCUUCCACUCAGGAAAAGAACUUUUUCGUUUACAAGGAAGGUAAGACCACUCGUGAAGAAAUCUCAAAGGCUUUCACUAAUUUCACUGAAGAUAGAGAAGACAUUGCGAUUCUUCUCAUCAACCAGCAUGUUGCUGAGAAGAUCAGAAGUCAAGUGGACGGGUUCACUGCUGCUUUCCCAGCCGUGCUUGAGAUUCCUUCGAAGGAACACCCUUACGACCCUGAAAAGGACUCUGUGUUGAAGAGAGUGAGAAAGCUAUUUGGAGAAUAA